Molecule: messenger RNA, 999 nt
Organism: Aspergillus ibericus CBS 121593
Lineage: Eukaryota; Fungi; Ascomycota; Eurotiomycetes; Eurotiales; Aspergillaceae
Product: zinc finger MYND domain-containing protein
Exons: 1
Source: RefSeq, a predicted model, not a curated record
UGUGGCCACUGCGGCCAAACCAGAAACCUUCGGCGGUGCAGUGGCUGUCAGGUCAUGUUCUACUGCAGCAAGGACCACCAAAAGGCCCAUCGUUCCGCCCACAAAUCCGCCUGCCAUGCCGUUGCUCGGGCCCGUGGAUUCCAUCAGCGCGUCGCUGUCCCCAUCACCCGCGCCUGCGGAGGCACUGUCACCCUCACUAGGAUUCCCCAGGAUGUUCGAGACAAUCGAGAAGUGUUUCAGGGGUGGAUGCACGACUAUCUGUUCUCGAAAUACUUCCUCACGGAGGUGAUGGACAAGAUCAACACCCGGCAGGCCGUUCAGGAGCGGCUGGACCUUCUCCUGUCCCUCGUGCACGUCUUUCGCGCGGACGAGGUCGGCACCCGGUGGAAGAUCCCAGCCCUCCUGAUUCGCCUCCAGCGGGACCAAGAAUCCUACGACUUCAUGAAGUGGUUUUGCUUGGCAAAAAAGAGAACCCCGAUCGACGAAAUGAACCCGGCCUUGCCGUUCCUGGAUAUGAAGAACGCGGAUGCCUUUGAAGACGUCAUUCAAUUCACCAGCGAGUGGAAAGCGAGUCGGUUGGUGGAAAGGAUUCACACCAUGUUGGCGUUGACGCUCCUGAAGGUACGGCUGGUGUUGGAUCUCCGGAUGCUUGAAACUGUCGGCACCGCGAUCGGUGAGACCAUUCUACCCGAGAUCCAUAUCCACAUCCAGGCAUAUGUGGUGGAGUCGUCCGUGAUCUCCAAGGACCGCGCUCUCCUUGCGCGUUGGGAUCACGGCGUAAUCAUUGCCGAGCUAGAGAAACAGAUCCGAGUUUUGAUGGAGGAGGUCCAACGAUUCAACGAACACAUCUGGUCAACUUUGGUGGACGGCCCCUUUCCGCUAGCUAUUGUCUAUACGUCAGGAAGUCCGGAAGAGGCAGUCAGUAUCAUGACGCAGUGCCAUGCGGCUUGGAGUGAGUCUCCGGGGGCGAUUCCGUUUAUCCGGGAACGCUCGGCUGGA